ACUCUCCUCUCGGCCGAGAGGCUGGCACUACAACCCAGCAACACGUGCCUCAACACGAUGCCCACAGGGCCCCGUUAACUCAUCCAGAAUGGCGAACCCCCCCCCUUUCCAUUUCACUUGAGCGUGCGAAUCGCAUGGACAAUAUACGGACAGCAUCUUCCUUCAGAUCAGUUGUGUGCAUUGGAAGAAUGGCAAUAUUUGGGUUUGCUGCUGCUGCUGCGAGAGUAAAAGAGACUUACAGAAUUGCGGUCCCGCUCGAUGCUCUUCUUGCUUUCUUCCAUCAUCGCAUUGUUGUUGGAAGGGAGGACCACCACACCUCCCUGCAAUGCAACCCCUGGCUGUGCGACAAAGGCGCUAGAAUCUACGUUGGUAUGUCCUACCGCCCAAGCCCUUUCCAUAGCCUCUCCCACUUGGGCUCUUGUCUUGCAUCGAUGCAUCCGGCUUGUCAUCGCCGUAGCGCUAGGUCGCUAGAUGCGCAUGUACCGAUACGCAGCGAUCAAGGUGCUUCCGACACGGCUAGUCAUACACGAUGCCUGAGCGGUGCGUGCCAUGAGUGCGCCCACAUGGAAUGUCCAACCACACUGUAAGGGAGGUGGGGAUGAACUUAUGAAAUCGGGCGGAUCCAUAGGACGGUCGCGCGCUAGUAGUAUAUCAACCGGUCGUGAGCGUUCAGCUGGUA
Molecule: messenger RNA, 679 nt
Organism: Tilletiaria anomala UBC 951
Lineage: Eukaryota; Fungi; Basidiomycota; Exobasidiomycetes; Georgefischeriales; Tilletiariaceae
Exons: 1
Coding region: 135-587 (150 amino acids)
Source: RefSeq, a predicted model, not a curated record